CUCAUCCCUAUGCCAAGAAAGAAAAGCAGUGGGAUCAGACGGGCAAUACAGGCUGCUAUUUAUGAACAACAAAGAAUUCUUCUACGAGAAGCCAACGCUCGAGAUCAAGCGGCCAUUCAGCCUCAGGCUAUCCUACCUCACAUUGCUGAACCUCAUGUUGCUGAACCUCAAGUUGUUGAACCUCAAGCGAUUCAACAGGAACCACUGGAGGAACGCGUUCAGCAGGCAGUGAGAAUUUUCAACUCUAUUCAAUAUCUUUCUCGCAGAAUACCCCCUCAGCUACUGCCACCAUCCGUAUCACCAAGAGAGGACGAACACGUUCUUCAGUUGGCGCAUGAAGACGAAGACGUUCUUCAAUUGGCGUAUGAAGACGAAGCUUAA
This is a messenger RNA of Daphnia magna, 381 nucleotides long. RefSeq lists its product as uncharacterized. NCBI's taxonomy places the organism in Eukaryota, Metazoa, Arthropoda, Branchiopoda, Diplostraca, Daphniidae. The transcript is spliced from 2 exons. Bases 10 to 381 code for a protein of 123 amino acids. The record is from RefSeq and is a predicted model, not a curated record.